Podarcis lilfordi (Lilford's wall lizard) is the source of this 8068-nucleotide messenger RNA. Lineage: Eukaryota; Metazoa; Chordata; Lepidosauria; Squamata; Lacertidae. The record is from the annotation of a GenBank genome assembly.
UUAUAUAGACUUUUGAAAUUGCCCACCCUGUAGCCCAAGACCACCCCAAAAUUAAUAUAAUUUGCAAAUGUGUAGGGGCAUAAGAAAUUAAAGAAGCAAGCAAGCACAGAGAGAGAGAGAGAGAGAGAGAGAACAAGAGAAAGAAAGAAAAUCUUUCAAAAUCCACCAUUGCAACAGCGACUGAUGCAAUGUUCCAAACUGAACCCGGAAACUCAGAGCUGCACGCGAGUCUAUUAUUCAUAAGUCUAUCGCCACGCCCCGCCUUACGGAAUGAAGGCGGAGCAACGCUGGCGUCUCCCUACCAACGCGCAUGCGCCGGAGGCCGCCAUUUCCUCUCGCGGCCUUCGCCCGUCCGGACUCACCCAUUUGAAGCGGAGGAAGGGGGGGAAGAGAAAGGGGAAAAGUACCAUUUGAGGCAGCCUCCGGUGAAAAAAGUUCGUUUCGCCCCUCUGAAUUGAAGAGGAAGAAGAAGAAGAAGAGAAAUACGGAGAAAAAGGGCCGCUUCCACCCUUCUCCCCCCCCGCCACAUUCUCGUGGUACUUGGUUCCGUCCGUCCGCCUCAUCGCCGAGCGGGCCUUCCUUCCCGCGCAGGCGCAGUGGUUUACCGGUUACCGCGCAGGCGCAGAAGGCUGCCUUGGAACGCGUGCGACUUAGGUGAGUGGGAUAGACAUCAAAGAGGGUGGGGAGCCGCCUGCAUCCCUGUUGCCAUGGAGACGGGAUGGGAGGGGGCAGGGGAGCUACCCAGGGUUGGGGGGACAAUGGGGGAGGAAUUUUGGGGUGGAUAUGGGCUUGGUGGGUUGGGCCACAGCUGGUAAUUUUAUUUUGGCUGCUGCUGAUUUGCAUAUAUUUGCAUAUUCUGUUUGGGCUGCCUGCGACGUUCGUGGACCCCCUUGCUGAUUUGCAUGGAUUUACAUGCGUUUGUUAAGUUGCAUAGGUUUAUUUGCAUAUAAUUUAUUAUGGUGCCUGCCAAUGAUUUUUUAAAAUAAUAAUAAUAAUACCGUUUAUUUGUUGGUUUCGUGAAAUUUGUACAUCGCUCGAUUGCAAAAAAGUAACCGCUCUAAAGGGUUGACCAAAGAAAGACAGAUAAAGCGAUGAAAUUAUCCAUCAGGAAAAUCAACAGCAAUAAUGAAAAACUUUCAAAAAGUUAAAACAGCUACAGGCUGAGAUCCCAUUAAAACUUGCCGUCGGCUUUUUAAACAUCCCUGGAGGCUUGUUGAAAGAAUAAUGUUUUUAAGCAGGUGCUGAAAAAAUUGCCUGCCAAUAAUUUGCAUAGAUUUGUGCAUUCUCUGGCAUUGAUUUGCAUAGGUUUUCUCGUUAACAGCCUUGGCCACUUCUGAUUUGCACCUGUUUAUUAAGCUUCCCAGUUUUUUAACGAAUUGAGGCCAAAUUGCAUCAAAUUUAACAGGUUUUUUUUUUAAAAAAAAGUUUAAUUCCAACUAUUUGUGUCCCAGUUUUCCCCCAUUACUGCUUGAUGCUACAGUGAUAGCAUCAAAUACAGUUUAUUUCUGGCAUAGAGAGUGAUUCUGAGCAUGCAUUUUCUAUAUUCUGUAUUCUAUUUCUCACUGGGCAAGAGCAAAAAGCUGCUAUUUUGAAGGCGAAUUACAUCUUUCUCCCCACUUCUUUGGCCUUUAAAGGAUUAACCCAGACCUCUGACCCACAAAAUGUCCGAAUCACAACAGAUUUUGUUUUUUGGUUUUUUUAAAUAAAUUUUUAUUGGAAAUUUUAUUUACAACAUAACACAAACCCCCGCAACCCAGAAAUCCACCCCCAUCAGACACAAACAUAACAAACAACAAGCAUAAUAUACAACAAUACAAACAGCCAAAUAAAAGACUUCCUUUAUCCUGUUUCUGGCAUCCUUAUUUACUUCUUAUAAGCUGUUUCCUUUAUAAAUAAUUAUUAAGAUUUUUCUAAUUAUAACUUAAAUAUCCAUAAAGUCUCCUGCACACAUUAAUCGAAACAAGUCCAGGUAUGAAUUUUAGGGCACUGUUUUGUGAAGUAUUCUCUGCAUUUCCCCCAUGCGUUUUGAAAUUCUUGUCUAGUAUGAUCUCUAAUUGCCUCUGUUAAUCUAGCCAGUUCAAUAUACUCUAACAGUUUGUCUUGCCAUUCCAUUUUUGUUGGCACAAUUUCUUUUUUCCAGUUUUUAGCAAUUAGGAUCCUUGCCGCUCCUGUAGCAUAGAGGAAUAUUUUCUGAUCUUCUCUUGCUAUACCUGUGUCCGUUAUCCCUAGUAGAAAAGCUUCUGUAUUUUUUAUAAAGUUAUACUUAAACAUUUUUUUAAGCUCGUCAUAUACAAUGUUCUAGAAGCUUUUGAGAAUCACAACAGAUUUUGGAUAAGUUGGACUGUGCUGCACCUUACCGGUACAGUAAUUUAAUUUUUUUUCCCAUCAGUAUAUACCUGGGAGUGUUUUCGCCAAAAUGCUUUGGCCAGGUGUCGAUCUGCGUGCUUGAGCAAUAACAUAAAAAAUUUCCCAUUUAUGGGCGUCUUCCAAGACUUAAAAGCCAAACCAUCUCCUGAGUCAACAAUUAUGUGUGUAUCAUAUUCAGAGUUGCCUGGAGGUGACUGUGAAAUGGAAUUUUACCAGCGACUCGGCUUGGCUUCCCCAGAAAAUUUUGGAUCUGGAACUUUUCCCCCCUCUGCAACGGGAGAGAUCCAAUCGUUUUGUUUACCCCACAGAAGCCAAACAAGCAAAAAUUAAACCAAUUGAUGUUAAUUUGACACCUUCCAAAAAUAUAGUUGGACGUUUGCUUGAAUUCAAUGCAAAUUCAAGGUGGAUAAAACUCCAAAAAGGAGUUGGACGUUUGCUUGAAUUCAAUGCAAAUUCAAGGUGUAUAAAAAUAAAAGAUUAAAAAAAUAAUCAGAUUUUUAAGAUUUAAAUUGGAUUUUUUAAAUAAAAUCCUUCUGGAGGAAAAAUCUUUCUAAAGAUUUUCUAUUUAAGUUACAUUAUAGUCCGAAGGUUAUUCAUCAGGAAAUAAGGAUUUGUUUUAAGUUUUUCUGUGUGCUUAAACUCAGUCUAAGUUGUUUUUUUUUAAAUGUUUAGCCGCAUCAGUUAACAAACAUGGAUACAUAUGCUAUAAUGUUAUUGUUUUAGUUAAAUAAAUUGUUUAAAUUGUUACUAAGGAAAUGAUUAGUUUUCUCCUUCCAAUAAAGAACAGCAGAAAAGUUGUCCAAAUAUAAACAGUUAACUUAUUAAACCUCACCAUAAUUUCAUAAUUACUUGUCUGUGUAUUUCUAAUAGUAGAACCAAAUCGGUAAUUUUUGAUAUAACUGUAAAAACUACUCUGAAAAUUUAUCAAUCCAAAUGAAAUCUUCAUCUGGUUUGUAAAUAUUAAGAUGAUACCAGCAAGAAUGAGUCUUUCUGUAAAAAAAGGAAGAAGAUUUAAAUCAAGUCUUACUGACUAGUGAUUUAAAUCGUGAUUUAAUAGCGAUUCGAUUUAAAUCAAAUCUACCCUGAUUGCAAUUUACUUCUGAGUAGACAUUGCUUGGUUCCUGUUUUCUCCAACCCAUCUUUCCAAAACUUUGCAAAGUUUGGGCUUCGCUAAAAAGUUUGAACUCGCUAAAAUGACUGAAUUAAUAAGAAACCUCUCAGGCGACAAGGUUGAAAAAAGAAUGGGAUUGAUUUAAUAACUAUCUAAUAAAAUACGGUUCCAACAACAUCACUUGGCUAUGCCCUAGACUAACUUCACAGAUAUAAGGGAACGUUGUUUUUCAAUUAUGGAAUACAGAUAAGUUGAAUGUAAAAGAAAUUUGGAAACCCCAAAGAGAUCGAGGGAAGUCAAAUAAUAUAGAAGGGACUCAAACCACUUUAGGAGAAUAAUCGGAACGUAACGAAAAAGAAAAGUGAAUAUGAAGGUAAUGUCGUUCUAGGAAUUUUGGGUAUAAAACAUUCAAAUGAUGGUUUGUAAUCCUUAAAUAAUUUUGUGUUUUUGAUAAUAAAUUUUUGUUUCCCCCCCAAAAAAUGUUGUUUAAUUUUUACUUUUUUCAUAUUUCGUUCAUGUAUAGCUUUAUUUUCUGUUUAUGUGAAUGCAACGAUCAAUUUAUUUUCUUGCCGUGUAAAUUUUAAAACGAAAUGAAGUAUUUUUAAAAGGGCGGGGGGGGGGGAGUUUGGACUUCUCCGAAACACGGACUUUCACAAAAAACAAAAACCCUCCUUUUCUCUUCCUUUAGGUAUUUUUUGAAGUAGCUCCUGCCCGGGCAACCAUGGUGACUGAGAAGGAAAUUGAACAGAUUGGCCGGACGCUGGUGGACGCCGGCCAGCCCCUGAAAGCCCGUUUCCGGGCGCUAUUCACCCUCCGAAACCUAGGGGGGGCUGCAGCCAUUGAGUGGAUCAGCCGAGGUUUUGGGGACGACUCUGCGCUCCUCAAACACGAACUGGCUUACUGCUUAGGGCAGAUGCAAGACGAGAGAGCGAUUCCAGUCCUCAUUGAGGUUCUCCGAGACGCUAGCCAGGAGCCCAUGGUCCGCCACGAAGCUGGUAAGAGGGACUGUGUUGACAGAUUGCAGGGGGGCUGGUUUGGGGAACGCUUUUAAUGUCUGGAGAAUUAUUAUGGGAUGCGGGUGGCGCUGUGGUCUACAGAGCCUCUUGGGCUUGCCGAUCGGAAGGUCGGCGGUUUGAAUCCCCGCAAUGACAGGGUGAGCUCCCGUUGCUCGGUCCCAGCUCCUGCCCACCUAGCAGUUCGAAAGCACGUCAAAGUGCAAGUACAGUGGUACCUCGGGUUAAGUACUUAAUUCGUUCCAGAGGUCCGUACUUAACCUGAAACUGUUCUUAACCUGAAACACCACUUUAGCUAAUGGGGCCUCCUGCUGCCGCCACGCCGCAAGAGCCCGAUUUCUGUUCUUAUCCUGAAGCAAAGUUCUUAACCUGAAGCACUAUUUCUGGCUUAGUGGAGUGUGUAACCUGAAGCGUAUGUAACCUGAAGCGUAUGUAACCCGAGGUACCACUGUAGUACCCCUCCGGCGGGAAGGUAAACAGCGCUUCCGUGCGCUGCUCUGGUUCGCCAGAAGCGGCUUAGUCCUGCUGGCCACAUGACCAGAAGCUGUACGCCGGCUCCCUCGGCCAGUAAAGCGAGAUGAGCGCCACAACCCCAGAGUCAGCCACGACUGGACGUAAUGGUCAGGGGUCCCUUUACCUUUACCUUUAGGUCUAAACCACAGAGCCUAGGACUUGCCAAUCAGAAGGUUAGCGGUUUGAAUCCCCGCAAUGACGGGGUGAGCUCCUGUUGCUCGGUCCCUGCUCCUGCCCACCUAGCUGUGUGUCUCCGUGGGGUCUACAGCGGGAGAGAGGGAUAUAAACAAAUAAAAUUAAUAACACACACACUGCUUCCACCUUCGUAUCUCAUUCUCUCCCUGCUUUUGACAGGCGAGGCACUCGGUGCCAUUGGGAACCCCAAAGUUCUAGACGUCCUCAAACAAUACUCGGAAGACCCUGUCGUCGAGGUAAAUCCAGGGGCUCCUUUGCAACUCUUCCCCGAACCUGACCCGAUCCAAAAAGUUAACACCCCUCCCUCCUAUAUAUAUAUAUAUAUAUAUAUAUAUAUAUAUAUAUAUAUAUAUUCGUUUUUUUAACAUACCAUUUUCAACAGUAAUUAAACAUACUUUUUCACCUUAUUCAAUUUUUUGACUUCCAUCAGUCCUGUCUGAAAAUUUUCCAAUCUAAUAAUCUCUUAGUAUGCAUGUCUUACUUUCCCUAUUACAUUUAAAACUCAUAACCAGUAUCUCUAUCUACUUUAUAAACACUUUGUAUAUUUCUCCUUACAAAACUUCUUGUAGUCCCACUAUUGUAAUUUGUUGGUUACAAUUGCUCUUCAAAUAAUUCAUAUGCUUCUUCCAAUCUUCUGUAAAUUUCUGGUCCCGCAGGUUUCGAAUCCUUUCUGUCGUUUUGUCCAAUUCUGCAUAAUCCAUUAAUUUCGUCUGCCGUUCUUCUUUCGUCAGAAUUUCCUCUCGCUUCCAUUUCUGGGCUAACAAUACUCUUGCCGCUGCUGUUACGUAUAAAAACAGUUUAACAUCUUGCCUAUUAAUAUCCUGGCCUAUAAUACCAAGUAAAAAUGCUUCUGUUUUUUUUAAGAAUGUAUUUCAUGUUUUUCACGAAAUAUACGUUCUUGAAAAACACCCCACCAUCCUUUUCAGGUGGCAGAGACGUGUCAGUUGGCUUUGAAGAGACUGGAAUGGCUUCAGGAACACCCGGCAGAAGCAUCCUCCGGUCCCUACUCCUCCGUAGACCCAGCGCCUCCAUCCGAGGAGGCGGACGUGGAAAGGUUGCGGCAGGCUUUGCUGGACGAUUCGCGGCCGCUGUUCGAGCGAUACCGGGCCAUGUUUGCCCUGCGCAACGUCGGCGGGGAAUCGGCCGUCCUGGCCUUGGCGGAUGGUGAGUCUCCUCGCUUCUCUUGGGCCAGAGAUUUUGCCUGGUCAGCGGCUCUGGCCGGAAUUUGGGCCCGCUCAGCUGCUUGUCUAGGACCCUCGUACCUACGGGACUGCCUGCCCCACGGAGAGCCUCAAGGUCCAUAAAUAGCAACACCCUAGUGGUCCCGGGUCCUAAGGAAGUCAGAUUAGCCUCAACCAGAGCCAGGGCCUUUUCAGCGCUGGCCCCGGCCUGGUGGAACGCUCUGUCUCAUGAGACCAGGGCCCUGCGGGAUCUGAUUUCUUUCCACAAGGCCUGUAAGACAGAGUUGUUCCGCCUGGCCUUUGGCUUGGGUCAUUUUGGACUCACAGCUGUCCAUGGAGGCGUAGGUUAAUUCUGUGUCCAGGGCGGCUGUCUACCAGCUCCAUCUGGUAUGCAGGAUGAGACCCUCCUUGCUGGCAGACUGUCUGGCCAGAGUGGCGCAUGCUCUGGUUAUCUCCCGCUUGGACUACUGCAAUGCGCUCUCCGUGGGGCUGCCUUUGAAGGUGACCCGGAAACUGCAAUUGAUCCAGAAUGCGGAAGCCAGACUGGUGACUGGGAGCGGCCGCCAGGACCACAUAACACCGGUCCUGAGAGAUCUGCAUAGGCUCCCAGUACGUUUCCGAGCACAAUUCAAAGUGUUGGUGCUGACCUUGAAAGCCCUAAACGGCCUCAGUCCUGUAUACUUAAGGGAGUGUCUCCACCCCCAUCGUUCUGCCCAGACACUGAGAUCCAGCGCCGAGGGCCUUCUGACGGUUCCCUCAUUGCGAGAAGUGAGGUUACAGGGAACCAGGCAGAGGGCCUUCUCGGUGGUGGCGCCCGCCCUGUGGAACGCCCUGCCGUCAGAUGCCAAGGAAAUAAGCAGCUAUCUUCUCUUUAAAAGACAUCUGAAGGCAGCCCUGUUCAGGGAAGUUUUUACUAUUUAGUGCUGUAUUGUUUUUAACACUUGAUUGGGAGCCGCCCAGAGUGGCUGGGUAAACUCAGCCAGGUGGGCGGGGUAUAAAUAAUAAAUUAUUAUUAUUGGGAACACUACAAGCUCUGGCUCUUAAAAAUAACGCAAGGCCCUAGUCCUCAAGCCCCUUUCCUGAACUGCGAUUCUCCUCUCCCCUCCACCCUCAAGGCCUCCGGUGCGGCAGCGCCCUCUUCCGCCACGAGGUCGCCUACGUCCUCGGACAGAUGCAACACGAGGCGAGCGUCCCACAGCUGACGGCCUCGCUGGAGAACGGCGCUGAGAGCCCCAUGGUGCGCCACGAGUGCGCCGAGGCCCUGGGCUCCAUCGCCCGGGCCUCCUGCCUCUCCGCCUUGCAGGCCCACGCCCAGGACAAGGAGCGCGUCGUACGGGAGAGCUGCGAGGUAGCGCUGGACAUCUACGACUACGAGAACGGCGGCGAUUUCCAGUACCCUGACGGGCUGAGCAAGCUGAAGAGCUCGGACUGAAAAGGGCGCAGGGAGCUAGCCGAGUCCCGGCCGCCGCGAUCUCAUCCCGGUUUGGAUUCCCGCAGCGCCGGACGGAGAGACGCAAGACGUCUCACCUCCGUUUCUAAUUUGCGGCCUGUUUCUCUGCUUGGUGGUUGGUGGGUGACGGGUACCUACAUCUCGAUAGCGGGUUCUGUUCCGGAUCUGGUGACUUUUCUGUUUCCCCUUUCUCAUUUUUGCAAAUAUAUGUUCACGCGUAUUUAUUUCGCUUUGAAAA